Molecule: messenger RNA, 2519 nt
Organism: Hevea brasiliensis (rubber tree)
Lineage: Eukaryota; Viridiplantae; Streptophyta; Magnoliopsida; Malpighiales; Euphorbiaceae
Product: protein SENSITIVE TO UV 2
Exons: 12
Coding region: 150-2246 (698 amino acids)
Biological process (GO): DNA damage response
Source: RefSeq, a predicted model, not a curated record
CUCAAAUUCAGCUAUAAUACAGCUUUGGCUAUGGCUAAAACUCCUUCCCCCGCAGUCGCAAGUUCAAUUGAACUGCUACGUUUUUGUGCUUCUCUUUACUGCUACAGAAAGAACACACUCACACACUCUGCAAAACGUUGGGAAGAAUAAUGAACGGAGAUGAAGAAUGGGACGAAGAUUUCUUAGACCAACUACGCCAAGUUGAAGAAAUUGCUCUUUCUUCUUCAUGUUCUUCUGCUUUCAAGCCAAAUCCUGACCCAUUAAUCCCUUCUCAAUCAACUUACAUCCCACCAUUUCAACAUCAUCAGGAUAGUUUCAUUACUCACUCUCCUCCACGAGAGCUUUCUCAAAGACCGAUUGAUUUCGACAAUCGUUUCUCCAAUGGCUUUGCCUCAGUCUUUCCUCCCAUUUCUCUUCCCCAAGACAGCGCCAAAGAUCGAGAGAUUGAUCGAUUAAAGAGAGAGUUGGGUCAUGUGUCAAAGAAGCUGCUGGACCUGGAACAAGAAUGCUUUGAACUUAGGAAUGAGAGAAACAAAAAUGAGGAGCAGAUUAAAUUUGUAUAUUCACAUGCUGCGGAAAAAGAUAUGGGCAUCCACUGCUCAAAAAAUACAAACUUGGAAUGUGGAGUUCCUUCUCUCGACAAUCAUGUGGUUCCGCAACAAUCUAGAAAUGCAAAAGCUUUAGGGAACAAGCUGGGAUAUCAGAUAUGUUUAGCAACUUCAUCCUCAAAGGACAUAGGAGUUCAGACAGACGAAACUGGCGAAUCUAGCAAUUUAGACUUGAAAGAUGAUCUACCUUCCAGUACUAAUCUUUGCAACAAGCUGCUAGGGAUAUGGGGCUCCACAAAUGAGCAGAAGUUAGGAAGAAAUCUGAUCUCCAAGUUGUUCAUAGCAUGUCCAGCAGAUUUUCAUUUUCUUUUUGGGCGCAUGAACAUUAAUACGUCCUCCAAAUCAGGUGACUCUGUGGUGGGUGAAUGGUCUUCCGAUGCAGCUUUGCAGUACCAUAUGCACUCUUUUCAUGCUUCUGAAGCUGCAAAAAUAUCUUGUUUGUACUCUGUAUUGACUAAGGUCAGCAAUGGACUGUUACAUUUGGAGGCGUUGCUUCAGCCUUUGAUUGAUCUCUGUUAUCUUGAAAAUGUUGACAUUCUUUGUAGUUCUCUAAGUAUAUUGCAUGUGUUUCUGAAGCACCUGUUUAGUUCAGGAAGGAAUUUGGAGAAGAGGGACAGUUUUAAGGUCGAGGGAGCAAAACCUGGAAACAACUUCAAGGAUCGAGUCCUGUUUAGUGAGAGUGAGAACGAGGCAUCUUGUGCAAGCUAUAGACUGUUUGGGACCAUACCUUCUGAUCCUCAAAUUCUUUGCAAGAAUGGAGUCUGGAAUGUUGACAAUGGGUUGCCACUUUCUUCUGUGGACUGGGUUUCUUUAUUUUAUUUGUUGCUUCAAAUUGCUGUGAGCAAGACUGAAGAACGUGUGAGAUUGGAGGCAGUCUCUAUCAUGAAUGUAAUUGUUCUGAGAACAAAUGCUCAUGCAGAAAGGGAAAUAUUUGGCCAGCCACCAGUCUUUGAAAGCAUUGCACAAUUCUUAAAAAGGGAAGCCAGUUCACAUGUGCAAAAGGAUGCUCUUCAUCUACUAUACUUGCUACUAAAUUGUCCCAAACUAUUGAGUUCUGUCUGUCCUAGUUGUAAAGAGGGGGAUAAUGCUGCAAAUGAAGAUAACAAUGCUUCUGCUUGUGAAAAUUUCAAUGCGAUCCUUGAGGGUUUGGUAGACUGUGUUACCUGCAAUGGAAAUGGUGUACAGGAUAUAGAACUUCGUAGGAGAGCUGUUAUUAUGCUAGCUUUUCUAGCUGCGUCAGUAAAAUCUGGGUCUGAAAUUCUGGUGAAUCACAAGUUACCUGGAGAGAAGAACUUUCUUAUGUUGAUUUUACAAGUUCUGAUGUCGGAAAUGGAUGUAGAAUUAUCAGUCUCUUCUGAGCCAGCGGAAAAUAUUAAAGCAAGGACUUUGCUGAUGCGGGAGGUGCUGAUAUUACUUAAUAGACUUGUGUCGAACCCAAGUUAUUCAGCUAUUGUCUUGAGAGUGAUAACAGCUAGUAGAGAUACAGCCAGUUUGAUCAUUGAUAUUGUAAGCAGAUUGUCCCAAAAAGAUCAGAUACGGAGAGCAGGUGACGGUAUCACAUUGCAAAUGAGAGAAUCAGAAAUUGUUGACUUAGCUAGAGCACUUAAGAAAAGGAUUUUUACUUAUUUGGAGAUAUGAAACCCUAAAAUAUCGUCAUAGGAAGGUUAAAAUGAACUCUAGAUUUUGGUAUGUGCAUGGCAUUAGCUGCAUAAGAACAGCCAUGAAUGCACGGGAUUUUGUACAUAGAUGUUUUGUGAUGGUAACCGUUACUGUAACAUUUCUCUCUGGAUUAAUCCAGAAUUUUGAUAGGCUUCGACAAAAUUCACAUUGUGUAUGUGUUGCACGGAGCAAAUUCUUGGUUAUUCCCUGUUGAAUAGUGCUAAGCAAUUGCAGAACUGAAUUCCUCUUUUA